AUAGUAUUUACAUACAUGGCAUCUGAGCAGUGUGGCAUGAACCAAAGAUGGUCCCUCAAGGGGAUGACAGCUUUGGUGUCUGGCGGAACCAGAGGCAUUGGGGCUGCCAUAGUGGAGGAGCUGGCUGGGUUCGGGGCGGAGGUUCAUACCUGUUCUCGGAACCAGAAAGAGCUCGAGCAGAAGGUGCAGGAAUGGCAGGCCAAAGGCUUCAAAGUUUCAGGUUCAGUCUGCGACUUGGCCUCUAGAGAACAGAGACAACAGCUCAUUCAUACUGUAACUUCUGUUUUCAAUGGCAAGCUCAACAUCCUUGUGAACAACGCUGCAAUUAGCAAGCUUAGGAAAGCAAAGGAUUAUGAGGCAGAGGAGUUGUCACGAAUAAUUCAAACAAAUUUGGAGUCACCCUACCACCUGGCACAACUCACAUACCCACUCCUCAAAGCCACUGGAAACGCCAGCAUCGUCUUUAUUUCCUCUCUCGCAGGCCACAUUGCACUGCCUGCAAUCUCUGUUUAUGCAUCCUCCAAAGCUGCUAUUAAUCAGCUUACAAAGAAUUUGGCAUGCGAAUGGGGAAAAGAUGGCAUCAGAGUCAAUACUGUUUCUCCAUCCGGUGUACGGACAACAAUCAUGAAACCUGAGGAAAUUGAUCCAUCUAUAGCGAAAAUGUAUGGUGAAAUUAUGAUGAGAACUCCAUUGAAGCCAAUAGCAGAAGCUAAUGAGAUAUCUCCAUUGGUAGCAUUCCUUUGUCUUCCUGCAGCUGCUUCACACAUCACUGGCCAGGUUAUCCUCAUUGAUGGAGGCUACACAGCUGGUGCCUUCCACUUCUAAAUUUCUUUUUAGCACUCAUCACACAAUCACUUAUUUCACUAUAUGUACUCAUCCGGUUCGAUGGCACAGUGAAAGAUAUAAUAGUCCUGCUCUUGAAUUUUAAAAAUAAUAAUAAUAAUAAUUUCUACA
Messenger RNA from Ipomoea nil (Japanese morning glory), 954 nucleotides. RefSeq names its product tropinone reductase homolog. The record is from RefSeq and is a predicted model, not a curated record. The transcript is spliced from 7 exons. Lineage: Eukaryota; Viridiplantae; Streptophyta; Magnoliopsida; Solanales; Convolvulaceae. The coding region runs from base 16 to 825 and encodes 269 amino acids. Gene Ontology annotation, molecular function: oxidoreductase activity.